CUGUGAUCUAUUGCAAAAAAACAAUCAUAGAAAAGAAAAAAGAAUGAAUUUCCCACUUCGAUUACCACUUCCUUAGUGGGAAAAACAGUUCGUUCGAUUUCUACUACCGUGUCACUCUAUAAGACACGUAGAAAGUGGGUGUGUGAGAGGGAGAAGACCAGAGCAUUGGUUCUCUUUUUUCUUUUUCUGGGAUUUCUUCAACUGGGUUUUGAUUUUAGCUGAAACCGCUCCAAUUUUCCGUUUUGGGUGUUGUUGGAGCUCUAAUGGCGCUCUGUACUUCGAUGUUUCCUGUUCAUGUCAGCCGUGGAGCAGUGAAAGAGCAUGAAAGUUCCAGUGCUGUUUCUUCUCGAUCCUUGUGGGGUACGGAUCUGGUCUUCCGAGUUCAGAAAAAGCUCAAUCAGGUCAAGAAAAUCCCAGGUGGGAUCUGUGCAUCACUUUCAGAGACUGGAGAGUAUCCUUCACAGAGGCCACCGACUCCUCUUUUGGACACAAUAAACUAUCCGAUUCACAUGAAAAAUCUAUCUAUCAAGGAGCUUUAUCAACUAGCUGAUGAAGUAAGAUCUGAUGUCAUCUUCAAUGUUUCUAAAACUGGGGGUCACUUGGGUUCCAGCCUUGGUGUGGUGGAGCUCACGGUGGCUCUUCACUAUGUCUUCAAUGCGCCACAGGACAGGAUUCUGUGGGACGUUGGCCAUCAGUCUUAUCCACACAAGAUUCUAACUGGAAGGAGGGAUAAGAUGCCUACUAUCAGACAGACAGAUGGGUUGUCAGGAUUCACCAAACGCUCGGAGAGCGAAUUCGAUUGCUUUGGCGCCGGUCACAGCUCUACCACCAUCUCAGCAGGCUUAGGAAUGGCUGUGGGAAGGGAUCUUAAGGGAAGAAAGAACAAUGUGGUUGCAGUCAUAGGUGAUGGUGCCAUGACUGCAGGUCAAGCUUAUGAAGCCAUGAACAAUGCUGGAUACCUUGACUCGGAUAUGAUUGUUAUUCUUAACGACAAUAAGCAAGUCUCUUUACCAACUGCAACUCUAGAUGGGCCCGCACCGCCCGUGGGAGCUUUGAGCAGUGCUCUCAGCCGGCUGCAGUCAAACAGGCCUCUCAGAGAAUUGAGAGAGGUAGCCAAGGGCGUCACGAAACAAAUUGGCGGUCCUAUGCAUGAAUUGGCAGCAAAAGUUGAUGAAUAUGCUCGCGGGAUGAUUAGUGGUUCUGGAUCGACGUUAUUUGAGGAGCUCGGGCUCUACUAUAUCGGCCCCGUUGAUGGUCAUAACAUGGAUGAUCUUGUAUCCAUUCUUAAGGAAGUUAAGAGUACAAAAACCACUGGUCCAGUCCUCAUCCAUGUUGUCACUGAGAAAGGACGAGGAUAUCCAUAUGCUGAAAGAGCUGCCGAUAAGUACCAUGGAGUUGCAAAGUUCGAUCCUGCUACUGGUAAACAGCAGAAAGCCAAAGCUGCAACGCAAUCAUAUACGACGUACUUUGCUGAGGCAUUGAUUGCAGAAGCUGAAGCUGACAAAGAUAUUAUUGCAAUCCAUGCUGCAAUGGGAGGAGGCACAGGCUUAAAUCUCUUUCAACGACGAUUUCCCACACGAUGCUUUGAUGUUGGUAUAGCUGAACAGCACGCCGUUACGUUUGCUGCCGGUCUGGCCUGUGAAGGCCUUAAACCAUUCUGUGCGAUCUACUCAUCGUUUAUGCAGAGGGCAUAUGACCAGGUAGUUCAUGAUGUUGAUUUGCAAAAGUUGCCUGUGAGAUUUGCAAUGGAUAGAGCAGGGUUGGUUGGAGCAGAUGGCCCGACUCAUUGUGGUUCUUUUGAUGUUACGUUUAUGGCAUGCCUACCUAACAUGGUAGUGAUGGCCCCGUCCGAUGAGGCCGAGCUCUUUAACAUGGUUGCUACAGCUGCAGCCAUAGAUGACCGACCCAGCUGUUUCCGGUAUCCACGAGGUAACGGUAUCGGUGUCGAGCUGCCACCAGGGAAUAAAGGCAUUCCUAUUGAGGUUGGAAAAGGCAGGAUUUUACUUGAAGGGGAAAGAGUGGCUCUCUUGGGCUAUGGAACGGCAGUCCAAAACUGUAUGGCUGCAGCGUCUUUGGUUGAGCGCCACGGCUUACGUAUAACAGUUGCAGAUGGACGUUUCUGCAAGCCACUUGAUCGAGCACUUAUCCGAAGUCUUGCCAAAUCGCACGAAAUUUUGAUCACAGUGGAAGAAGGAUCGAUCGGGGGAUUCGGGUCUCAUGUCAUCCAGUUCCUGGCCCUUGAUGGCCUUCUGGAUGGCACCUUGAGGUGGAGACCGCUUGUUCUUCCCGACCGAUACAUCGACCAUGGAUCGCCAGCAGACCAACUUGCAGAAGCAGGUCUUUGCCCAUCUCAUAUUGCUGCUACAAUUUUCAAUAUGCUCGGACAAACCAGGGAAGCUCUUGAGAUCAUGUCAUAGAAGAGAACUUUCCAAAUCGCAGCGCUUCUCUUUGAUGUAAUGUACAAAUUCGAAAUCUCGACCGAAAUCUCGCUGGUCAAGUUCUGUCAUACUUGCAUAUACAUAUAACCAAUACAUUAUCAGUCUAGGCUGUAUAAACAGAUGCUUAAUUUUCUUGGAGACGAGAUUGACGCCCUUACCACUCGAA
Molecule: messenger RNA, 2604 nt
Organism: Momordica charantia (bitter melon)
Lineage: Eukaryota; Viridiplantae; Streptophyta; Magnoliopsida; Cucurbitales; Cucurbitaceae
Product: putative 1-deoxy-D-xylulose-5-phosphate synthase, chloroplastic
Biological process (GO): chlorophyll biosynthetic process; terpenoid biosynthetic process
Cellular component (GO): chloroplast
Molecular function (GO): 1-deoxy-D-xylulose-5-phosphate synthase activity
Source: RefSeq, a predicted model, not a curated record